AUGCCGCCACAACUUACAUUUUUUGGGGCAUUUAUUGAGAUUCUUAUUUUGCAAGCAGCAAAAGCGGCUAUUUCCGGAUGCCACUUCUUUGAAACUGUGAAUAUAUCGUCCAGCCAGCGACUACCCAAUGGUUCAUACGUAUACGAAGGGCUCGAAGUUCCUGUGGCAAUGACUGGAGAAUAUAGUUACACAAGCACGGAUCUGGAAAACUAUAAAACAGUAAAUAACCACUUACGAGGAUGUGUCUGCAAGCUAAAGCCGUGUAUCUGGAUCUGUUGUCGCCAUAAGGAUAUACAACCAAAUGGGGAAUGCACCGAUGGCCUGAUGAAGGAACUGAAUCAGAUACAACCUUUCCUAAAUGUAACACUCGGCAACGGAUCCGUGAACGGAAGUGUACUGCUCGGGAGUGCAAUAAACAACACGAUCAAAUUAAGGGGAUAUGACUGCCUUCAUCCAAAUCAGUUCAGUUCAGCCAACACUGAGUUCUUUGUGGCUGCCUUUCAUGGCGAUGUUGCUGAAUUUAACCUACCAGGAGCCAAUCAGAUCCUUUGGCUUUCGGAAGUAUUCCUGAUUCUCACGAUCGCAGUGUAUCUCUACGUAAAGAAAUUGCAGAAUCUGCACGGAAAGUGCCUUAUUUGUUAUCUGUCCUCUACGUUUAUGUUUUUGCUUCAUGAAUAUCUGGUGUACCUUGAUAUUCCUUUGCAAUUAUGUGCUGUACACGCUUACAGUUACAACUUUUUCUGGAUGGCCAAGUUCACUUGGCUCUUGUCCAUGAGCCAUCAGAUUUGGGUUGGAUUUACAUCGGUUAAUAGAUCAGAAUCCCAACACAGUUUCCGCACAUACAGUAUCUUCUCCUGGGGCCUGUCGGCUAUCCUGACGGGAGUCAUAUUCAUGAUUGAUUAUAAGUGGGGUAACGAGCCUAACAUGGUGGAAUGGAUUCCAGGUGUUGGUUGGGACGAUUGUGAUUUAAAGGGAGGCUGGAGUUAUGAUGCGACGAAACUCUCAUUAAAUAACUUCAUCGACUACGAUGUAAGGGCAAGGAAUUACAGUUCCACAAUGAUGAUUGAUUAUUGCAUUGGCGUCAUUAUUUUUGUGUUGUUUAUCCUGAAGCGCAGCACUAUUCGGCUUCUGAAAGAAAGGUGA
Drosophila kikkawai is the source of this 1143-nucleotide messenger RNA. RefSeq names its product probable G-protein coupled receptor Mth-like 6. The record is from RefSeq and is a predicted model, not a curated record. NCBI's taxonomy places the organism in Eukaryota, Metazoa, Arthropoda, Insecta, Diptera, Drosophilidae. Gene Ontology annotation, biological process: cell surface receptor signaling pathway; G protein-coupled receptor signaling pathway. Gene Ontology annotation, cellular component: membrane. Gene Ontology annotation, molecular function: G protein-coupled receptor activity.